Prunus avium (sweet cherry) is the source of this 1243-nucleotide messenger RNA. The record is from RefSeq and is a predicted model, not a curated record. NCBI's taxonomy places the organism in Eukaryota, Viridiplantae, Streptophyta, Magnoliopsida, Rosales, Rosaceae.
GGCUGCCAAGCUUUCGAAUUUGCUCAUAAACUAUGAAAUGACUGUACCCAGGCGAAGCCAACUUAACCACCUCAAGUACUUGACAUCUACUGCUCAAAGCUGCUUUGACGCCGCCUUCAAGAACACAAGACUCACAGAGGCCUCUCAGUUUUAUUCUUCUCUAAUUCAACAAUGUCUACACACAAGGUCGUUACUAGACGUGGGAAUUGUUCAAACCCAUAUGAUCAAAUCCGGUUAUAUACACCUCCAUAUAGGCAAUAAGCUUAUUGAUGCGAGUUUAAAGUGUGGUAGCAUUAGCUAUGCCCGCAAACUGUUUGAUGAGUUGCCUAACAGGCAUAUAGUCAUGUGGAAUUCAAUGAUCUCUUCUUAUAUUAGCCAUAAAAAGAGCAAGGAAGGAAUUGGGUUGUAUGAGAGGAUGGUCUUAGAUGGAGUGUACCCCGAUGAAUACACAUUUUCGUGUGUUUUCAAGGCUUUUUCUAACCUGGGACUUAUAAAUGAAGGGCGGAGAGCUCAUGGGUUGUCAGUUGUUUUGGGUCUAGAAGUUUCAAAUGUGUUUGUUAGUAGUGCCCUUGUUGAUAUGUAUGCUAAGUUUGGUAGAAUGAAGGAUGCCCGGCUGGUGUCAAACCGUGUUGUGGACAAGGAUGUUGUUUUGUUUACGGCGUUAAUUGUUGGUUACUCUCAGCAAGGAGAUGAUGGUGAAGCUCUAGAGGUUUUUGGGAACAUGAUUAACCAAGGAAUUAAGGCUAAUGAGUAUACUUUUGCUAGUAUCUUGAUCACUUGUGGGAAUUUAGAGGAUUUAACUAAUGGUAAAUUGGUCCAUGGUCUUGUUAUCAAGUCUGGUUAUGAACCCGCUGUGGCUUCACAGACUUCACUCCUAACUAUGUAUGCUAGGUGUGGGUUGAUUGAUGAUUCUCUGAGGAUUUUCAAAAGAUUUCCAAAUCCAAACCACAUAACUUGGACGUCUCUUAUUGUGGGACUUGUACGAAACGGCAGAGAAGAAUUAGCUUUGACAAAGUUCAGAAAAAUGAUCUGCAAGUCAAUAGUUCCGAAUUCUUUCACGUUGUCUAGUGCUCUCCAGGCAUGCUCAAACCUUGCUAUGAUUGAUGAAGGAAAACAAAUCCAUGCCAUGGUGACAAAAUUUGGAUUGGGUAGAGACGUAUAUGCCGGUGCUGCUCUCGUGAACAUGUAUGGGAAAUGUGGAAGUACAGAGAUGGCAAGGUCUGUUUUUGAUGCCUUAAUUGAC